Messenger RNA from Spodoptera littoralis (African cotton leafworm), 968 nucleotides. The record is from the annotation of a GenBank genome assembly. NCBI's taxonomy places the organism in Eukaryota, Metazoa, Arthropoda, Insecta, Lepidoptera, Noctuidae.
UAUCAGUAGCUGUCACACAGUGUGUAAGUGUCCAUGUGUUUUAGUGAUGCAAUAUUGUAUUAAAAAAAUGUUUGUUAUAUAAUUUAUGCACAAUGUCUAAUCCACGGCAAAUAUUUGACUACAGAGAUGAAUCUCAAGCAGAUAGGCUUGCAAGGAAGUCUAAAGACUCCCCAUUUAUGAUCAUAGGUAUCAUUGGGUUGCUGGGUGUGUGUGGUUUUGGAGCAUACAAGUACAAGACUAGGGGCAAGAUGAGCACCAGUGUGUUCCUAAUGCAGCUCCGAGUGGCAGCACAGGGCACUGUUGUAUCAGCGCUAACAAUAGGACUGGCAUACACACUAGUAAAAGAACAUAUACUAAAGGAUGAUAAGAAAAAAGAAUAAUUUCAAUUUAGCUCAAUUAUAAAGGGAAACUUCAACACCAUAAUUAAUACAUAGAAGUUGCAGCAUGUUCUUUUUAAUUCCGAGUCUCAUUUACUAUCAAUUUUGAUUGUCUCAAUUAGGUAUUAUAUUAACUUUAUUUGCAUCAGUUUCCCUAAUUAGUAUAGUUUAGGAACUAAUUAUUUUCUGUGAUCAUUUAGCAGGUAUUAAUUGAAUGUAAUAAUGUUAUUUAUUGGUUAAGUUAUUACAUAGGAUAACAUCAUUCAAAUUUGUAAUUUCUUGGAUCUCUGACAAAAAAAUUGCUGUCAGUGAUCCAAAAAUGUUCAGAACUGCAACUAACUGAGGAUAGCAACAUGUACUUAUAAUAAGUUAAUUUAUUGUAACAAUAAUUGUGUACAAACAGUUUAAGAUAUUCUCCAAUAACAUACCAAAGGUAUUCAAUUGAAUCUCUACUUGUAAUUCUAUUAAUCUGAUUGCAAAAAGAUCUGUAAAAUAUUUUUGAAAAAUGUUAUUGUGUAAACAUUAGAAAAUGUUGUGGUAUAUUAUUACGUACCAUGCUUCGCAUGAAAAAUAAAAAUAUUUUAAAAUUGA